ACUGUACAGUGAAGAUCUGCGUUAAAAAUUGCGUGCUUUUGUGGUGACCAGCUGAUUUAAACCGUGUUUAUGCCAACAGUGACGGAUAUAACCGGAAAUACAGUAUACACAAUGGCGUCGGAUCAGGAGUCGUGCUCGGAUGAGGAGCCCGACAGCGAGAUGCUGAGCGACGACCUGUGCCUGCCCGACAGCGAUGACGACCGCCAAACCUCCAGAAGUGUUCAGAGCCUGCCAGAAGACUUCCCGGCAGUAAAUUCCUGCGUCCUCAGACCACCUCGGAAGCUGUUCACCAACUGCCGCGAGCGUUGGCGCCAGCAGAACGUCAGCGGCGCCUUCGCCGAGCUGAGGCGGCUGGUGCCAACCCAUCCGCACGACAAGAAGCUCUCCAAGAAUGAAAUACUGAGGAUGGCUAUAAGAUACAUCGGUCUCCUCUGCGAAGUUCUUGAAUGGCAAAAAAAUCAUGGCCUAGGGACGAACAAGGAAAACUCAGGUCUAGCCAUCAAAUGUGAGUCUCCAUUGAGCCCGACCUCAAGACGUCUAAGACUCAAGAGACCUUACGAUGAUGACACCAAGAGGUCCUAUGAUACGGACUACGUGAGGUUUGGAAAUGAGGAAAAUGAAUUAGUGUUUAGAAGAAACUGCCAAAGGAAUUUCCAAAGUAAAACGGAGUUCUUCUUCGGAAAAGACCACUUGAAAGUUCUGCGGAACCAGUAUUAUAUACCUUCACAUUGGAGGCACAUGCCGUUCAGGAAUUUGGGUGAAAGGAAUGGAAACAAUCUGCUGAUGAUCGCACCGGCGAGCAAGGGAGACGAAAAGGAUGGUAAUUGUAAAGAUAAAGCUGAUGGGAAAGAUAAGUGAAAUGUUAAUAUUGGAAAUUUAUAUGUCCCGUAAUACCCAAGUGACGUGUUGGGUUUGGUCUGGUACGGCAAAUUUCGGUAAGAUUUUUAGACCUUUUGCAAUUGCUAUAGGCAAUCAUUAUAAGUUAAUAUUUAGUCUUAAAAACCAAUACACAGCUGUUAUAGAUACUGAAAACAGUUCUGACUCACUCACUGAUUGCCUAAUCAAGGCCCAGCCCAAACCCUAAAGCCUUAGAAAGCUGAAAUUCCUUUAUAAUGUAGACAAGGAAUAAAGCUAGACUUUUGGAAAUUCCAACGGGAUAGGGGAUAAAGAAGAUUUAUAUUAUUGUUUUUUGAGUAAAACGAGAACUGACCGAGCAAAGCCGUAACAAAUUUAUGAGAAUUUUGUUAACAAUUUGCAAUUAUUUAUUGCUUUAAUGGUUGUUGGUGAUAAUAUUCUUUACUUAAUUGGUUUAUAAGUUGGUUAUGAAUUUAAAUUACCAUAAGAUUUUUAUGAAUAGCUGUACCUACAUAAAUAAAGUCAUUAAACUAACUAUUUAUUGA
Messenger RNA from Maniola jurtina (meadow brown), 1400 nucleotides. RefSeq lists its product as uncharacterized. Gene Ontology annotation, molecular function: protein dimerization activity; RNA polymerase II cis-regulatory region sequence-specific DNA binding; DNA-binding transcription factor activity, RNA polymerase II-specific. Lineage: Eukaryota; Metazoa; Arthropoda; Insecta; Lepidoptera; Nymphalidae. Gene Ontology annotation, biological process: regulation of transcription by RNA polymerase II. The record is from RefSeq and is a predicted model, not a curated record. Bases 70 to 858 code for a protein of 262 amino acids. The transcript has 4 exons.